UUAAUAAUCAAAUAACAACAAUAAGGUAUAGCUAUGUUGAAAAAUAUUUUAGUAAAUAUUGCAUGAUUUUUUAUGGCUUAUUUAUAAUUUCGAAGUGCGAACUGCUAAAUUAUCUAUUAAAAUUGGGAAUUUUGUAAUGGCCGAAAUUGAUACAUCGAAAAGAAAACCACGUAGAACUGCUGGAACUCCUUCUUAUUACUAUAGAAAUAGAUUUGCGGCCGCUGUAAUUGUUAGUGGAAUUGCUUUGGCUGGACUUUUAUACUUACUUCCACCCGUAAGGAAAGCAAAUGAAAAGCUUCGGAAAUAUUGCAUGGAACCUGAUAUUGAAUUCGAAGAAAGAAGACAACUUAUGGGAUUUUUACCGCCCAGGCGAGGGGAAGAUAUUCUAAAAAUUUUAAAAGAAAGUCAAGAUUUAGAUAAAGAUCGUUAAUGCAAUAUAACACACGAAAAUGAUUAAUAAAGAAAAAUUGAAUAAGUUAAAACUGACUGAAUUAAAUAAACGGUAUGUUUGUUAUUAAUGAUUAAUAAUGUUAAUAAUUAAUUAAUUAAAUUGUAGUUCAUAUAGUUGUGUAGAAUAAAAUUGU
Molecule: messenger RNA, 584 nt
Organism: Condylostylus longicornis
Lineage: Eukaryota; Metazoa; Arthropoda; Insecta; Diptera; Dolichopodidae
Exons: 2
Coding region: 137-430 (97 amino acids)
Source: RefSeq, a predicted model, not a curated record